This is a messenger RNA of Folsomia candida, 2140 nucleotides long. RefSeq lists its product as uncharacterized. The record is from RefSeq and is a predicted model, not a curated record. The transcript has 4 exons. The coding region runs from base 146 to 1693 and encodes 515 amino acids. Lineage: Eukaryota; Metazoa; Arthropoda; Collembola; Entomobryomorpha; Isotomidae.
UCUAAACUCCUCAACUGAAUAAUUAUCCAUAUGUGAGCCGUAAAAAAUAUUGGAACUUGUACUGCAGGUUUCCUACUAAAUAUUGAAUCAAGGACCGAUUUCAUAAUUUUGAAAUAUUAUAUUCUCCAUUUAAAAAGGAUUAAGAAUGAAUGCUCUCGAUAACCCUGUGGUGUUGGACGCCAUAUUUUUCAAGCUUGACAUCCCCACUGUCAAAGAGGUUCGUCUCGUGUGCCGCACGUGGAGCGAUGUUGGAGCGUCUCAUCUCGGACAUCGAACGAUUCUCAAUCUUGCACGUGGCUUUCCAGAAGAGCCGUACGUCUUCAACCCCAAGCUGGCUCGUCGGCUGGAGCUAAUUUACCCAAAACCGAUGACACCCAUCCCCCUCAGCAUGAAAGCCCCUCGCCCACCUGUCGAACUUCCCCUUCCCCCACCGCGUUACGAAGAUUUUCCCAAGCUGGCCGCCUACACCCAUAAUUUCACUACGGAGGUCACUUUCGUUAUGACGAAGGAAUUUUACCCCCACUUCGUACAAGCAUUCUUAACCAAUGAGUUUCCCGUUUUGCAUUCUAUCAUUCUGCACGAGCCGGUUGUCACUGGUUACGAAACUCCUCCUGUCACUUUUCCUAAGCGAGAAUCCAUCCAACGUAUUGAGUAUGUCGCCUGCCACCCCCGCCCAAAGGACGCCACAGCCUUAUUCCCGUUGCAUCCCUUAAUCCAGGGACUUAUCGACGCUGCCCCGUCCUUACAAAAAUUGUCAAUCUCCGACAAUUUCUAUCCAUCCUUGGUAACCUGCAAGAAACUCAGGGCCCUCACCUUUGUGGGGUGUCCUGUCCAUGAAAAACCGGAAAAUUCGUCAAUCCCCCUUCCCGAUGCUACCUUCAGUUUGCCCUCCGUAACCGAAAUGGUAACCCAAGUAGCGGACACGCUUGAACAGCUUACCCUCGCCUGCAUACCGUCUGACCUCACGUCCUUCAACGGCUGGCUGAAGAUGCUAGAGGACAGGCCAAUAUUUGAAUUUCAACUUCCCGCCAUGCCUCGGCUGACUCGUAUGCAUGUCGUGGGGGUCGAGGUGUACACCCAGCUUGGAAAAUGCCUGUAUCAGAGAAGGUUCCCCAAUUUGAAGCAUAUCGAGCUACGUGAGCUGGUCCUUUGGAGAAGGUCACGUGUCCAGGCACCCCAAGCGUUCAGGAUGGAACCCUUCCUCCACGGAAUUCAGCCACAUUCCGGCCUGGAAAGCCUGAACAUUCACAUCAUCACGAAUUACGAGCCGAUCGUGAUGCGGCGACUAGCCCGGAUUUGGCCAAACGUUACCAAGCUCAAGUACGAAAUGGGUGCGCAAGCCAUGGAGGUGGAGAAAGUCGAUUGCUUAAACAACUGGAGACUGACACAUUUGGACGUUAUCGUAACGCUGAGUAGACAUGUGAUUAAUAUCAUUGAUUCGUUAACGAGCUUGACGACAUUUUCAGGGAUUAAAACAGUUGAAGUGAAAGAUGCUUGUAUGGAUGCACCUUUGUUGCAAUAUUCAAUAAGCAAGUGGGACAUUCUUUUGGUGUCGUUGGGCUAUAAGUCGCUGACUUUCCGGGAUUGUUCGACCGACGCACAAAAUCUGGAAAAGAUUAUGGAGCUCAGGAAAGAGUUUAAGCUCCCCAUUCGCUUUAAGCACUGCCAUUGUUCGACUUACUUUGAUGCAUGAUUUAGUGUUGAGAUAAAUGCAUUGGAAUUUCAUUCAAUUUAGAAUCGGUUAUCAGUUCAAUUUUUCAUUUCUGUUAAAAUUUACUAGUUGUAGUCGCUGAGUAAAUGUUGCAUAUAGAGAAUUAUUUUACAAAUUUCACUGUUCUUGAGAAUCUUAAGGUGAGAUACCUACUUCAAUUUUAACAUGACUCACAAAAUCGUAUCACUGGAUUUUUUCUAGAGCAGAAGGAAGUACAUAAAUAAGUAUGAACAUCAGAUUAUGCACACAAGUAGUUAAAAUAUCGAAUGAGUUUGAAAAAAAAUUGGAAAAUUGCGAAAUGUUUAACGAGUUUUAUCCAUGUAAAUACAUAUUGUUUUUGAGUAAAAAAUACCCUCGUUUUCUAUCAAAUUUAUCUGUUCAUAAAUUAACGUUUAUUCAUUUGCAAUAAAAUAUGUUGGACAAUACAAA